This is a messenger RNA of Haemorhous mexicanus (house finch), 7526 nucleotides long. RefSeq lists its product as uncharacterized. Gene Ontology annotation, biological process: DNA integration. The transcript has a single exon. Gene Ontology annotation, molecular function: nucleic acid binding; RNA-DNA hybrid ribonuclease activity. Lineage: Eukaryota; Metazoa; Chordata; Aves; Passeriformes; Fringillidae. The record is from RefSeq and is a predicted model, not a curated record. Bases 1023 to 4412 code for a protein of 1129 amino acids.
CAGAAAGGAUGGCGCGGGUGGUAAAAAUGAUAAUUAGAACGCAGAACCCGGACUGGAAUGAUUUGCAGGUGUUGUUGGACACAUUGAUGGAUUCCACAGAAAAGGAGAUGGUUUUAAAAGCAGCAAAGGAGAGAGCUAGAGAGGCUAUAAGGUUACAGUUAGCAGAAGGAACUGUUAAUGAUUUGGUCCCGAGUGAAGAUCCGGGAUGGGAUCCGAAUACAAGCGGGGGUAUGAGUGCAAUUAAAGAAUACCAGGAAUUGUUGCUGGAAGGGAUCAGAACCGGUAUGCCCAAGACAUUGAAUUGGUCUAAACUGUAUUCAGUAAGGCAGGACAAAAACGAGUCCCCAUCAGCAUUCCUAGAGAGACUGAAGGAAACUGCCAGAAAAUAUACUAAUUUGGAAGUAGAGGAUGAGCCAGGGAAGCUACAGCUUGCAUUAAUCUUUAUGGGACAAUCUCAAGAUGAUAUCCGAAAGAAGUUACAGAAAUUAGAGGGAGAGGAUACCCGCAACUUGGAUAAAAUGCUGGAGGUAGCCUGGAAAGUAUAUAACAAUAGGGAAAAAGAGACUGCCAAGAGGCAGCAAGCAGGGAUUCUAGCAGUAAUUCAGCAAACUGGAAAUAGAGGGAGGGGUAGAGGUGGAUCUAUGCGGGGCCGAGGAAUGGGUCGUGGUAGGGGAGGAUUUCAAAAUACAGGGGGACGGGGACAAAUUCUGGGACCCAACCAGUGUGCCUUUUGUCGCCAGAUAGGCCAUUGGAAGAACGAAUGUCCAGUAAGGAACGGGAUGAACGGGGUGGGAAUGAAUAGCAGUAUGCCAGCAAGCUACCCGAUGACUCCAGGAGAUGUCGCUCAAGCUAUGGUCCUGGGAAACUAUCAGAAUCAGAGCUGACUAGAACAGGAUUUGAAGGUUAGGUUAGAAAUCGAAGGGAAAGAGCAGGAAUUUACUAUAGAUACUGGGGCCACUUAUUCGGUUUUAAAUAAACGAUUGGGACCAAUCAGUGACACUACAGUGCAAGUAGUAGGAGCAAUGGGCCAGUUGGAAGAAAGGCCGUUCCUACAGCCAUUAAAUUUAAGAUUUGGAGGAAAAGAGUUAGAUCAUCAAUUUUUAUAUAUGCCCAAUUGCCCCAAGUCACUAUUCGGAAGGGAUUUGCUAUCUCUUUUGAAUAUGAAAAUUCUGUUUGAGGAUGGAAGAGUUAAAGUAGAAGUCCCUGAGGAAGAAAUAGCCAAAUUAUUUGUGAUCAAGGAAGUAGAACCCACCCCUAUCCCUGAGGAGGUGGAACAGGCUGUGGUACCAUGGGUAUGGGAGACAGGAGUCCCGGGGAAGUCCAAAGCUGCUCAACCAGUAAUAGUGGAAUUAAAAGAAGGGGCACAACCUGUAAAUAUAAAACAGUAUCCUAUUAAACUUGAAGCCAAAAAGGGGGUCGCUCCUCUCAUAGCCCAAUUUUUAACACAAGGAAUACUGGAAGAAUGUGAAUCAGAAUACAAUACCCCUAUUUUCCCCGUAAAGAAGCCUAACGGUAAGUAUAGAUUGGUACAGGAUUUACGGGCAAUUAAUAACAUUGUUAAGGAUAUUCACCCGGUGGUUGCAAAUCCAUAUACUCUGUUAACAUCUGUGUCUGAAAAAUUUAAAUGGUUCACUGUGAUUGAUUUGAAGGAUGCAUUCUUCUGCAUUCCCUUGGCAUUGCAAAGUAGGAAAUAUUUUGCCUUCGAAUGGGAAAGCCCAGACACCGGUCGUAAGAAGCAACUCACCUGGACGAGAAUUCCCCAAGGAUUUAAAAACAGUCCCUCGAUAUUUGGGAAUCAGUUGGCAAAAGAAUUGGAAGGAUGGCAGAUGACUGAGGUAAGAGACUCACCGUCCUCAUACGUGAUUUUGCAGUAUGUCGAUGAUAUUUUUCUAGCCACUGAAGAGAAAGAACUGUGUUUGAAACUUACAAUAGCAUUGUUGAACAUGCUGGGCCAGGCUGGAUAUCGGGUAUCAAAGGAAAAAGCACAGCUAGUAAAGGAAAGUGUGAUUUACCUGGGUUGUGAAAUCAUUCAGGGUCAGAGACGGUUGGGAAUCAACCGAGUGGAGGCCAUUUGCGCCAUCCCGCUCCCGAGGAGUCAUCAAGAAUUAAGAUCUUUCCUGGGGAUGGUAGGAUGGUGUCGAUUGUGGAUUCCGAAUUUCGGGUUAUUAGCAAAACCAUUGUAUGAGGCCCUGAAGGAACCACAGCUGAACUGGGACAGGUUAAGGAAGAAUGCCUUUCAGAAUUUAAAGCAAGCCCUGAAGGAGGCCCCGGCUUUAGGGCUCCCGGAUCUAAGCAAGGACUUUCAGUUGUACGUGAAUGAAAGACAAAAAUUGGCUCUGGGAGUGUUAACUCAACGGAUCGGGUCAUGGAAACGCCCGGUGGGAUACUUCUCGAAACAGCUGGACACAGUUAGUGCUGGUUGGCCGUCGUGCUUGCGGGUGGUUGCGGCCACGGUGAUCCUCAUUCAAGAAGCCAGAAAAUUGACAAUGGGCAAGAAAAUGGAGGUAUUUGUGCCCCAUAUGGUACUGGCUGUUUUGGAACAAAAGGGGGGUCACUGGUUAUCAUCUAGCCGAAUGCUGCAGUACCAAGCCAUAUUGAGAGAGCAGGAUGAUGUAGAAUUGAAAAUAACUAAUCAUAUCAAUCCAGCAGAAUUUCUCCGCAGUGAACAGGAGGAAGGGGAAUUGGCGCAUGAUUGUGUGGAGGUUAUCGAGCAGGUAUACGCGAGUCGGAUAGAUCUUAAGGACACACCACUGGAAGAUCCAGAUUGGGAACUGUUUACGGACGGAUCAAGCUAUGUGGAAAGUGGUACCAGGUAUGCAGGGUAUGCCGUGGUGACUGUUCAUACGGUGGUAGAGGCAAAAGCUUUACCUCCUGGCACCUCAGCUCAGAAGGCAGAGAUAAUUGGGCUUACACGAGCCCUUAUUCUGAGUACUGGAACGAAGGUUAACAUUUGGACUGAUUCUAAAUAUGCCUUCGGGGUAAUUCAUAUACAUGGGGCAUUGUGGAAGGAGAGGGGACUACUCAGUUCACAGGGAACUUCUAUCAAAUACAAAGAAGAAAUCCUAGCCUUGCUGGAAGCAGUACACAGGCCGACAAAAGUUGCGGUAAUGCACGUAAGAGGACAUCGGAAGGAGGAAGGAAAAAUUUAUCGUGGAAAUGAUUUGGCAGAUGUGACAGCUCGAAAGGUGGCACGAGAGGUAUGGACUCAGAUGGCAUUAAUACCUGUCAAGGUAAGCCCAGUGAAUCCCUUCCUAAACCAGGCACCCAAAUACACAACAGACGAUGAGAAGCUGGCAACGUUAUUGAAUGCACAAAAGAACACGACUGGAUGGUAUGUGACAACAACGGGACAAGUAGUGGUACCAGCAAAAAUAAUGAAAGUCAUCCUUGAAACAGAACAUAACAAAUGCCAUUGGGGUGCGGAGAUGCUCGUAAAAUUCUUACGGAGAGAGAUAGUUUCGAACCAGAUGUUAACACUUGCAAAACGGGUGAAUGCAAUGUGCCCAGUCUGUUUGAAAAACAAUCCGAUUGUCAGGAAACAAAUUCAACUGGGGAAACUACAGGUAGGACCGGAACCAGGAGAUUAUUGGCAGGUAGAUUUUUCCGAGUUACCAAAAGCACAGAAUUUCAAAUACUUAUUAGUGUAUGUCUGUACCUUUUCAGGAUGGCCAGAAGCCUACCCCUGUAGGACAAAUCAGGCUAAAGAAGUGGUCAGGACAUUGCUCAAGGAGAUAAUUCCCAGGUUUGGAGUACCUCUAGGGUUAUCGUCAGAUAGAGGUCCACAUUUUAUAGCUGGAGUCGUUCAAACAGUAGCCAGGAUGCUGGACAUAUCAUGGGACUUGCACACACCUUGGCGACCUCAAUCAAGUGGUCAGGUUGAAAGAAUGAAUCAAACAUUGAAAGGGCAAAUUAAGAAAAUUUGUCAGGAAGCUAAAAUGCAAUGGCCGCAAGCAUUACCGUUAGCUCUAUUGCGAAUUAGGAUAAAGCCCAGAGAGAGGUUGGGAGUAAGUCCUUAUGAGAUUCUAUAUGGGAAACCUUAUCAUGCUACUGUACUGAAGGGAGAUUUGCAUGUACAAGGGGAUCAAGUGAUAUUUAACUAUGUAAUGUCACUAAACAGAACUCUCAACAGCCUACGGGGAGCCCUGCAGUGGAACCGACCUCUACCACUGGAGAACCCCGUCCAUGACAUCCAGCCUGGUGACCGAGUGUAUGUGAAAAACUGGUUUACUGAUCCACUGAAAGAAACAUGGGACGGUCCUUACCAGGUGAUCCUGACGACAUACACAGCAGUAAAGGUGGCGGGAAUCGACACCUGGAUCCACUACACUCGAGUCAAGAAAAUUCCAACACAAUGGGAGGCUCAGAUGGUCUCCCCGACGCGAAUGAUAUUUCGCGCAAAGCCGCAUUCUUAAUUAUUCUGUUACUGGUAAUGAUGAAAUUGAUACCUACUCAAGGUGUUGUGGUUGUUACUGUUUCAGAAUCUGUUGUCGGAAUCAUGGAAGGGAUGGAUGUGAAUCUGACCUGUGCUGUUACCAAUGACCAGAAAGCUGAAGCCCGAGAUUUACGAGUAUUCUGGAAACAAGGAGCUGGGUACCCCAAGGCAAGUUUUACUACCGUUUGGGAUAGGGAUGCACAGAAAGGAAAUACCACAUUACAAUUAAAGCAAGUAACCAAGGAAGAUAUGGAAAUCUAUAUGUGUAUAGUGCAAAUUAAGUAUAGCUUUGACUAUAAGAAAAUCAAAUUGAGGGUGGUAUCUUGGAGAUUACGGGAAGGAACUGUCUCUCAGGAAUCGGUGUCAGUUAAGCCAACAUCCGCAAUUCAAGACAUGUGGGACGGUCCCCCGUUAAAGCUCAAUUGCCCAUUCACGCUGACAGAAGCAUGUAAACAAGAUGUGAAGGUUAAGUGGUGGAGAGAACAACAACAAAUGUGGGAACAAAUUGACCAGGGGGUGAGUUGGUGGAAAGUAGGGGACAGAGGAAUUGGGUGGUUAAACAUUUCGGGCCCUAAACAAGGCAUGGAUGAAGGGCGUUAUCUGUGUUUAGUUAUGUGUGGAUUAGAUGCAGACUAUGGUAUCCGAUCGUCAAUAGCUAAGGCACAUUUGGGAGAAAGGGUUAAAGCAACACGUGGAAUAUUUCGAGCAGUACGGAACAAGGCAGUCAUUCUAGUCUGUAAGAUAGAAAGGGAUGUACAGUUUAUUGAAUAUGGAUGGUGGUUUAAGGGAAACAAUAUAUGGGACAAGGAAGGGAAAUAUCGCAGGGAAAAACGAUCAGACCAAACUGUCAUCCUUAUAAUCAAGGACGUACAGCCUGAGGACGAGGGAUAUUACUGGUGCUGGAUUAGCAAGGAUUCUUGGUGGGGACAUUCAAGGACGAUGGUCUCACUCACUCGAGGGAAACCAAGAGGAGUAAGAGAAACCAAUAUCACUAUUCAAAAUGAGCAGGAACAAGAAAAUCUGAUAGUAGGAUUGAUCAGAGAUUUUGGGACAGUACAAAAUGUCUCACGAAUCACAGCAUGUCUUCCGCUCCCACAGGCAGCUGGGGAACCUAUUCCAUGGGGAGUGAUUCCGGUCCCAAUGCCUCCAACAAUACAAGGGAACAUGACAGUUAUGUGUCAGAUGGAGGUUGUGGAGAAGGAGGUAGUAGAGAUUAAAGAAGGCUAUUCCCCUGUAUGGAGAUAUUCAUCAAUUUGGGAUUGUCGGGAAAAAGGAGGUAGAUACGAACCAAAACCUGGAUUGUAUGGAGGAUUAGGAAAUUAUGGUUGGUGUUUUGAUAAGCAAGACCAACAAAUCAAGAGGAAGCAAUUAUCCCGGGAAAUGCAAUGUCAUAAUAUGACACAAGAACAGCCCAUAUGGGACCACUGGGAGGCAAUUUGGGGUCCAAGUUUGCUGGAACACUAUAGUUAUAUUGGGCCUGUUGAUUGGUGUGUACAGUGGUCAGGAAGUAAAAACCAAUCACAUGACGAAGUGUCGGAGAUAUAUACCUCAACUAGAGAGAGGGUGAUAACAAAGGAAAACUGGAAUUGUACAGAAGUUUAUACAUGUGAUACUCCAGGGGAUCAAAUUAGCCUAGUCCCAGUAAGGGUCCUUUUGAAAUGGGGAUGUGAAUGUAGGAAAUACAAUCACACAGUACCAGGCAAACCCCUUAUGAAUGGAUUUUACGGAAGGGUCUCCUGUAGAACAACUACACUCAGAAGUCCAGGAAAUUUGGUGUGGGUAAUGGAACAUGGACAGUGGACCACUCAUCUCCCUUUGGACGGACCAGUGACACAAGUAACUUUGGGAAUACCAACGCUAUGUCCUUUGUGGAAACAGUCUAAGUUAAGGGAAUCAGGGACUAGGAGAAAGAGAGAAAUUGAUGAUGAUUUGAAUUUAUUAGGAGAUGAAGAUCAAUGGCAUGAACCAGACAGCGGGGUGAAGUUUGGAUGGGCAUUGGAAUCUUUGUUUGCACCAAUAGCUACAUAUAGAAAUAGAGAAAUGUUGUUUAAGUUACUGGGACAAACAGAGAGACUGGCAGUAGCAACUAGAAAAGGGUUCACUGAUUUGAACUUACAGUUGCAGGCUACUUCCCGUAUGACUCUCCAAAAUAGAAUGGCUCUAGAUAUGUUGUUAUUGAAGGAGCAUGGAGUCUGUGGGUAUUUAAACAAAAGAAUUGACCACUGUUGCAUCCAUAUCCCAAAUGUAACAAUCGAGGUAGAGAAGGAUAUCUCCCAAUUAGAAAUAGUGGAAUCUGGAACAAAGGAAAUUGAAAAGGAGGCCCAGCACAAUUGGAUAGGAGCCUUGUUAGACUCAAUGGGGCUUCAGGUUUCUGGUUGGAUAUCGUCAAUACUGCAAUAUAUAUUGUUGUUUGUGAUUGUACUAAUUGUUGCUUGGAUAGCAUAUAAGUGUGUUUUAGGAAUAAUAACCAAGGAAACAAGACGAACCCGAAGAUUGGUAAAAGCUAUAGGAAGAAACUACGGAUUGGGAAUUCCCCCGCCUAAAUACGAAGAGGUGGCCCUUCCUGCCCUUCCUAGAAGAACCGAAGCUGAAGGUUGAGCAUCCUUGCAGAAGAUCUGAAGAAUGCUCAAAAGGGGGGACUUGUUGCAGAAAUGAUUGAAAAUUAUAUUCUAGUUAAUAGAUGCCUAGAUUAGUGAAACAAUAUAAAGUUAGCAUAAGUAGCAGUAGUUAUGCUAAGGCCUCAUAGGCCCGGUAAACUUCAAGUGAACUUUAGUGCUUUAGUGCCAGGUAGAUCGGAAGAUGUAUUAUCUAGAAAAUGUACUAAACCUUAUCUAUGGAAUGCACCUUUUGGCUGAGUAACGGAUGUCAGGGUGUACCUAAUAAAUCUCUGUAUGCUAUCUCUAAAGUGUGCAGGGAGAUGUUGGGUGUAUCAUGACGUUGAUUAAAAAUGCUUAGCAAUGCACAUGGAGUAAAUGAAGCAAUCAUGUUAAGAAAGAUAUAUAAACCCUGUAAAUUCUGUGGCAAAUUGGGGCUCUGACUUUGGACAAUAGUCCUCAGGUCCCCAGGGCCCUCAAUAAAGCACCGCAUAAAACAA